This is a messenger RNA of Cladophialophora immunda, 2501 nucleotides long. RefSeq lists its product as uncharacterized. The record is from RefSeq and is a predicted model, not a curated record. The coding region runs from base 527 to 1015 and encodes 162 amino acids. The transcript has 2 exons. NCBI's taxonomy places the organism in Eukaryota, Fungi, Ascomycota, Eurotiomycetes, Chaetothyriales, Herpotrichiellaceae.
GGGUGAGUAGUGGGAGUAAUUUUCUGACUGUCAGGAGGAGAAAUGGCGGUGGGCUGGUCGAGAGGUGGACCAGGCGUACCAGUCGCAGGCGAGCGACUCCAUCUCUUUUCCGCCGUGUCAAGAGCCGAGCCGCUGCGUCAAACCAAAGUCAUGUGAAGGGCUUCGGGCGUCGCAAAUGUCCAGCUGUCAGACCGAACGCGAGACCAUUCGAACGAAUACCAGACGGGUACAGGACGGAUACAGAACGUACCAAGACCCUCCAGCAAAACCUUCCAGCCUCUCGACUCUGGCUUCGAGCCUGCGCACCAGGAAGGAUGUCCAUCCACUUGCCACAUCGUUCCGAGGGGAGCCCGUAGGCGAAAAGAGCAAAAGAAUACCAGUGACACCCCCAACAAGGACAAGAGAAGGGAACGAAAAGGAAAUUAACCGCACCAGGCCGGGGUGGUCGACUUCUUUACGUGGGACGAUCAGGGCUUGACCGCCCGGGGCCCUCAUCGAGCCAUCGACGGGUCAGGCGGGCAGACGCAUGAAGUUGCUUGCAAUCUGGUUUGCCUACGCUGCUGGCACGAUGGCAGGGUUGAAGGCGGCCCGUCUGCGAAUGCGUUCCGAUUGCUCGGCUACGCCAACUCCUCGCUCUACCCUUGCAGGCGUGCGUGUCUCCUGCAUCCUCCAUUCGCUUCCAGCACGUCGGUUGCACCACCGAGGGAGCGCCCGCAGCUCUUGCAGGGCGAUUCAUCCAACCUUGGGGACCCGGGACCGUCCAAAGGCGCCAGCAAGCUCUCAUCGGGACCAACCCCCGUUGAUCGACCACUGGUGCAUAGCAGAGAAACUACCGAGUACUUUCUUACUGAGUUUUUCACUUGUUGUCCUGCUCGGCCGCACGCCAGGCAUUCCUUGUUUUGCUGGGCAGGUUGGUCCUCGACACCGUUCGAGUCUGGACCCAUUCACCUUGGUGGGGACUGUCGCUCUUCGUGGCACCGUCUCGCUGGCUGGAAGCCAGUCAGUUCAGCUGUAGCCUUCAAAAGCGAAGGUCCCGUCCAAACCUCCGAGGGACAAUAUCGUGACCUCUAUCCGGAGUGUCCCUCUACCUCCUGCGUGAUCUCUUCGGUACGACAAGCAGAUCAUCAAUCCUCUCCAAUAAACUAAUCUUUUUGCUUCGAUAAUGGCAUUUCGAUAUCGUGGGACUUGCCAGGUUCGAGUACUGGAAGAUUUAUUUGAUCUUGUCUCAAACUAAAAGCGACUCUCAGGGUGAUGGACUUGAGGUGAGACCAGCUCGACGCAUGCAUAGUCUUCAGGUACGCCGGCACCCUGCCGUCGACCCAGCAGUCCAAAUGGAGAAUUUGUUUGCAGAGAGAUAAGCAAAGCUGCGGCGUCGAUCCGAAACAUUGCAUGAUCUGUCGCAGAGGAGGGAAAAUUGGGAGGCUUUUCAGCAAGGGCGGGCCCUAGGGCAGAGCCGAGCCUGGUGGCCUUCGCCUUCGCCCUUGGGCCUUGAGACGCCCCCUGUCGCGUUUCGAUUUUACUCGGUAUUGUGCGCCCUCCGUGCCGCUCCAGCGCUUUCCUUCCGCGCUCACCGGCCACCAAUCUUGGACGCUAAUGCUGUUUAUCUGGAAUUUGGAUCUACUCUCCACCGGCCUGCUUCAUGACCUGGGGAAGCCUAGUUCGCCAACGGUCUCUCUUUUGGUGCUACGUCACCGCAUAGUCUGUCGCACUAUUCCAACAGCGUCAUGCACGCAUGGAAAAGAAUUGAACUUGCUGGACUUUGCUUUCAGGGCUUCGCUAAGUCAGAAGCGAGGUCAGCAGCGACACACGGAUCCCCGGGCUUACCCUCUGCAGCUCAACCGGUGUAGCCUUGGUCCCCAGUAUCGAAUGAUGAGUCGUAACUGGACCAGUAGGUCGCAGGAUGCUGGACUCUUCAUUCGCCCUUGCCUUAAGCACCACCACCACUAGGGUUACGCUCGCUAUACUAUUGCGAUGGAGGGAGCCCGUCGAGCGCACAAUGGAGGCCAGAAGGUGAGGAGGGUCCGGACCAUUACGGCAAGGGAGCAGGCACACAACGACACAUUGCUAGAUCAACCACUUAGCAUAUACCCAACGAGUCCCUAGUCAUGCAUCAUGCAGCAAUACACAGCCUGGACAAGGUCAGAUGAUCAGAUGACAGGAAGCUGCGUGAUUUAGUUGCUGCCCACAAAUCCUCCGUCAAGAUAUUUUUGAAUAUGGCUGGGAGACUCAAGCGGCGGGUAGCGCCGUCAAUCACACCGCUUUAUUGGAGAAGAAUCGAGAUGCACUCUCAGGCCCGUCUGGUAUGGUCCUUUACUCUAGCCGUAAUGGCACGCCGGGUACCUCCCAAGUUUAGUCUGGGCAAACCGAAGGGCCAAACCAGAUACACGUUGAUAGUUUAAGAAUCCCGUCACGGAUUUGGUGUCACCCGAGAACCCCUUGGAGCAAACAUUGGACGGGGCAAGGCAGCGGAAAGCAGCCAACCGGACGAGACUCGACUAGGA